Oreochromis niloticus (Nile tilapia) is the source of this 3110-nucleotide messenger RNA. It is a transcript of the gene adgrl4, whose product is annotated as adhesion G protein-coupled receptor L4. Gene Ontology annotation, molecular function: G protein-coupled receptor activity; calcium ion binding. Bases 307 to 2637 code for a protein of 776 amino acids. Gene Ontology annotation, cellular component: plasma membrane. The transcript has 16 exons. The record is from RefSeq and is a predicted model, not a curated record. Gene Ontology annotation, biological process: cell surface receptor signaling pathway; adenylate cyclase-activating G protein-coupled receptor signaling pathway. NCBI's taxonomy places the organism in Eukaryota, Metazoa, Chordata, Actinopteri, Cichliformes, Cichlidae.
UCGUCCUUCAGUGAAUUUAGCUGGUGUUGUUUAGGCCUGUGUUUACAUAACCUACUGUAUGUGGUCAAGUGAGAACAAUGGCACGGAGGCCUCCAAAAUGGCAACCUAAGACAAAGUGUCAGCAACGCUACGAAAAAGCGACUCAAUGCAACUAAAAGUCCUUUUAUAUUUAGUGUAAAAUGGAGGCAAAAGAGAAACGUGUCUGUGUGGCUGAUGACUCGACCAAGCUGUGUGUUUUUCAAAGCAGAUUAAAGAGCAGGACAGGAAGGGCCAGGUUUAAGGAAACAGGAAAACUGAUGCAAGGAAAUGAACGACGUCACCAGACAGCCCGCUGCAGUCUACGAUCAAGUAAAAUCCAGACACAGCGCAAGUAUGGAUUCUUUGCUCAAGUCACCAAUGAAACUUGUACUUUUGGCAGCGUGGCUCUCGAGUCUGAUGGGCCCAUGCAUCCCCUCUGACAUUUGUGUUUCUUGUCACACACUUGCAACAUGUAAGACCUUGAAUGGAUCAAACAAGGCCUGCUACUGUAAUCACGGAUACACCGGAGACGGAACGACAUUUUGCAAUGAUGAUGACGAGUGCCAGAACGUGACUAAUAUCUGUGGGGACAGGGGCCAGUGUACCAACACAGUGGGCAGCUACUAUUGCAAAUGUGUCUCUGGAUACAAUUCGACAGGACGGGACGAGUUCCUGCCCAACGAUGGCACUGACUGCAUCGAUAUUGAUGAGUGCGAGUCAGAACAGGUCUGUGGACCAAACUCAGACUGCCAUAAUACAAAUGGAUCUUUCUAUUGCACCUGUCAGCGUGAUUACAUCCCGACUUCAGGCCCUAAGCACUUUCAUCCAGCGAGCAAAGUUAGAUGUAAAGAGCAUCCCCAGAAAUACUGCCACGACAACACCGGCUGCAUGACGCAGGUUGUCAACAGAACAUUGGAAUCUAUGAGCAACCUCACGGAGCCCCAAAGUCUACUGAAAGAAAUUGCCAAGCAGACGUCUGGUGAACUUACUUCAGUGGAAGUGAUUGCAUAUGUUGAGGCCUUGAGUAGAUCCGCAUCAACACUGGGUGCCGCGGAGAAGGAUUACGCUGUCAAACCAUCUGCCAUCAACUCAACUCUUUCAAAAUUAGUAAAUGCAGUAAACAACCUGGUGGAGAAGGAUGAACUGGUGGCUUGGACCAGAAUGAAAGAAGAACGUCGUGAGCAUACCAUCACCAAGCUGCUGCAUGUUGUUGAAGAAAGCGCUCUGUCUUUGGCCAGCAAUUACAAAACUCCAACAGAGCUUGAAAUCAAAGCUACAGAAAUGGAAGUGAAACUCUUCACCUUCGAGGCUCAUCACACAAAAGCCAAACUGUCUGCUUCCAUGGGAGGAGAUCAUAUAAAUCUAACAGCAAAAGUGAGACCAGAAGAAGACCGAAAUGGAAGCGUGUCAGUGGUGUUUGUGCGAUAUGACAGCAUCAGUGACAUCCUGAAGCCGAGCAGCGACCCAGGUGUCACUGACUACUCGCGGUAUGCAGGGACGGGGGAAAUCACUGUCAACUCCCAAGUCAUUGCAGCAGCCGUCAAACCUGCUGACGUUUACCAACUUGACCAUGUCACCUUCACUCUGAGACACAGUGAGGUACAGACUGCACAGAGUGCUGAGCCCAUAGACACUAAAGCUGAUGUGACGAAGUGCGCCUUCUGGGAGUACGAGGCGGAUAGCCUGCAGGGCCGGUGGGCCACUCACGGCUGCAAGACAGUCCACGUCAACAGCAAUGCGACCACUUGCUCCUGCAAUCACCUCACACACUUUGCUAUCCUCAUGUCCUCUGGGCGAGCCAACCUGGUGGCCCACUAUACCAUCCUGACCCGGAUCACCCAGCUGGGAAUGAUCAUCUCGCUCAUCUGUUUGUUCAUGUGCAUCUUCACCUUCUGGUUCUUCAGUGAAAUUCAGAGCACCAGAACCACCAUCCACAAGAACCUGUGCUGUAGCCUCUUCAUGGCCGAAUUCAUCUUCCUGGUGGGAAUCAACAUGUACACGCAUAAGCUUUUCUGCUCUGUGAUUGCAGGGCUGCUGCACUACUUCUUCCUUGCGGCCUUUGCCUGGAUGUGCAUCGAGGGCAUCCAUCUGUACUUAAUAGUGGUUGGCGUCAUCUACAACAAAGGCUUUCUGCACCGUAACUUUUAUAUUUUCGGCUAUGGAAGCCCAGCGGUAGUGGUGGCCAUUUCUGCAACACUAGGCUCCAAGUAUUAUGGCACAGAUAAAGUGUGUUGGCUCAGCACAGAAAACCACUUCAUAUGGAGCUUCAUUGGACCUGCAUGCUUGAUCAUCCUGGUUAAUCUCUUGGCUUUUGGAGUAAUCAUCUACAAGGUAUACCGGCAUACUGCUGUGAAAAAGCCUGAAAUCAGCCACUAUGAAAACAUCAGGUCCUGUGCCCGUGGUGCCUUGGCUCUGCUGUUUGUGCUCGGUGCCACCUGGACGUUUGGAGUCUUGCACAUUCUCAAUGAGACAACCCUCACUGCCUAUUUGUUCACCAUCACCAACGCCUUCCAAGGGAUGUUCAUUUUCAUCUUCCUCUGUGUGCUGUCCAGAAAGAUUCAAGACGAAUACUACAGGCUUUUCAAAAAUGUCCCCUGUUGUUUUGAAUGCCUAAGAUGAAUUAAUGCAGCCAAAGCCAGACCAUCUGCACUUGUAUAAUAAUAGUCUAUAGUACAGCUUUUUAAUAUCCUGUGACUCAUGCUUUCACUUCUGGGAAAAAUGGUGUGGGAGGAUUUUAGUACAGAUGUCUAAUAAAUUAGAACAUGUAGCAGUGGUAGUUUCAAAAUGUCUUGUUUGCUUUUUAACAGACUGGAAUCAUAAUUAUGCAUCACACUUUUUGUCUGAUUGUUUGUUUUGUUCCAUAAAGUACAUAAAAAGCCAAACAAUUGCAUUACCUUUUACACAAAUGCAAUUCUUCUGAGAGUAACAAUAGAAUAAAAAUAGUUUGCAUAUGUUCAGUUUAAUUGAGUACCUUUACCUUUAGUGCCUUUAUAAGCAUUACACUCCAAAUAAUCAAUGCCGUGUCGGUCUUUGUUCUCGUCUUUUGUUUGAAAUUGAUUGUAAAUUAUUAAAAUAAAUGUGUCAAAGCAAAA